GUUAAGCACCUGUGGCGCCAGAGAACCAGCGUCACCAGCCAGUCAGCCAGUGAUGUUCAGGAUCUGACCAUCAUGGCGGGCCCAUCCAAGAAUCCUGAGAAGAGGCAGGCAUCCCUGACCAGCUUUUUUACCCCAAAGACCGUCAAUGGCCUCUCACAGUCCAUCCAGAGGAACCGCCAGACCCAGGACCAGCGACCGUCGCCACCUGGGCGCGAUGUCGCCGACGGCAGUCCAUCUUCCCGCAAACGUCCUCUCCAAGAAGACACAGAUCAUGGAAAUGACGCACCCGAAGAGCCCUCCCUGAAGCGUGCCAGGUCAAAAGACCAGUCGCCGCAGCAGAUCGCUCUCUCGCGCAAGCCCUCUUCCCCUCGGCUCGAGACAUCGUCCACCGCGGUCAAGGCUACUACUGCCCGAGCAGGUCGCUACGUGUAUGAUGAGUCGCGACCGACCAAUGGUGGAAAUGACCCUCAAGAUGAUGAUGCGAACGAGGAUGCAGCUUCGCAGCGGCGGAAGGAGGAAUUACAUCGGAAAUUCGUCAAGAAGCUCGGACACCCAGACAGUAUGGUCAUGAUCAAGCGCCGGAAUUUCCAGAUAGACGAUGACACAGCCGCAUUGGACGAGGAGGCCGAGGAUGGAGACGAUGCUGCCGAAGAGGAGGCAGCUCGACCCGCCAAAUCAAACAAGAAGAAGGGUGCCAAGACCGGCAAGCUUACACCCAUGGAGAUCCAGUUCCUGGACAUCAAGAGGAAGCACAUGGACACAGUUCUCAUCGUAGAGGUCGGCUACAAGUUCAAAUUCUUCGGCGAAGACGCUCGCAUUGCUGCAAAAGAGCUGAGCAUCGUCUGUAUCCCCGGCAAGUUCCGGUAUGAUGAGCAUCCUUCCGAAGCCCAUUUAGACCGAUUCGCUUCUGCAAGCAUUCCAGUACAUCGCCUCCCGGUUCAUGCGAAGAGACUGGUAGCGGCCGGGCACAAGGUUGGCGUUGUCCGCCAGAUCGAGACAGCAGCGCUCAAGAAGGCGGGAGACAACCGCAAUGCGCCCUUCGUUCGCAAGCUCACAAAUGUCUACACGAAAGGAACCUACGUCGAUGAGCUCGGAGAGUUGGAUCAGUCCACGAACAAGGAAGGCAGUGGCGCUCCGGCAGGCGGCUACCUGCUCUGCAUUACCGAGUCUCAAGCCAAAGGCUCCGGUACUGAUGAGAAGGUGGACGUGGGCAUGCUGGCCGUCCAACCAGCCACCGGAGAUAUCAUCUACGACACCUUCGAAGACGGCUUCAUGCGCCGCGAGAUCGAGACUCGACUUUUGCACAUCUCGCCUUGCGAGUUCCUCAUUGUCGGUGACCUGACCAAGGCUAGCGACAAGCUCCUCCAACACCUCUCUGGAAGCAGUACCAACGUGUUUGGGGACCGGAGCCGCAUUGAGAGAGUCCCAAAGGGCAAGACUAUGGCCGCCGAGGCCUACUCGCAUGUGACACAAUUCUAUGCCGGAAAGCUCAAGGACAACGACGAGCGGGCUUCGUCUCUGCUCGAAAAGAUUUUGCACCUCCCAGAAGCCGUCACCAUCUGCCUGUCGGCAAUGAUCAAUCAUCUGACCGAAUACGGUCUAGAGCAUAUUUUCGACCUGACCAAAUACUUCACCUCGUUUUCUACGAGGACACACAUGCUUAUCAAUGGCACGACGUUGGAAAGCUUGGAAGUCUACAGGAACCAGACCGACCAUUCAGAAAAAGGCAGUCUCCUGUGGGCAAUCGACAAGACCCGUACAAGAUUUGGGCAAAGACUGCUGCGAAAGUGGAUUGGCAGGCCCUUGCUUGACAAAGAGCAGCUUGAGGAGAGAGUGGCAGCCGUCGAAGAGUUGCACGAGAAUCAGUCCAACUGGAGGGUUGACAAGCUCGAGGGCCUGCUGACAAAUAUCAAGACGGAUCUCGAGAGGAGUCUCAUUCGUGUCUACUACAACAAGUGCUCCCGGCCAGAACUCUUGAACACGCUGCAAAUACUGCAGAAGAUUUCUAUGGAAUUCCCCAAGAGCAAAAUCAAGACACCCGAGGAUACAGGCUUCAAGUCCACACUGCUGAGGGAAGCGGUCUGUUCUAUACCACAAAUUGGCGAGGUGGUAGUUUCUUUCUUGGAAAAGAUCAACCCAGUAGCGGCCCGGCAAGAUGACAAGUACAACUUCUUCCUCGAGUCGGAAGAGACGGACGACAUCACAGAACACAAGCUCGGCAUCGCGGCGGUGGAGCAGGAGCUGGACGCCCACCGGGCAGAGGCAGCCGCCAAGCUUGGGAAGAAGACACCGGUAUCGUACGCCACAGUCGCGGGGAUCGACUACCUGAUCGAAGUCCCCAACACCGACCUGAAGAAGGUGCCGGCCUCCUGGAUAAAGAUCAGCGGCACCAAGAAGCUGUCCCGCUUCCACACCCCCGAUGUUGUCCGCAUGAUCAGUGAGCGCGACCAGCACAAGGAGUCGCUGGCGGCCGCAUGCGACCAAGCCUUCAAGUCGCUGCUGUCCUCCAUCGGCGCACAAUACCAGCCCCUGCGCGAUGCCGUCUCCGCCCUGGCCACGCUCGACUGCCUCUUCUCGCUCGCCCAGGUAGCAUCCCUCCCGGGGUACACCAAGCCAACCUUCCUCCCAUCCUCGACCCCUCCCACCGUCUCCAUAACAGAGGGCCGGCACCCAAUCGCCGAGCACACCCUCCCCAACGGCUACAUCCCCUUCACCGCCUCCCUCUCCAGCCCCUCCCCCCUGGCCCACCUCAUCACAGGCCCCAACAUGGGCGGCAAGUCCUCCUUCGUCCGCGCCGUCGCCCUCCUCGUCCUCCUCGCGCAGGUCGGCUCCUUCGUGCCCGCCGGCUCCAUGUCCCUCACCCUGAUGGACAGCAUCCACACGCGCAUGGGCGCCCGCGACAACCUCUUCCGCGGCGAGAGCACCUUCAUGGUCGAGGUGUCCGAGACGGCCGCCAUCCUGCGCUCCGCCACGCCGCGCAGCCUCGUCGUCCUCGACGAGCUCGGCCGCGGCACGUCCACCCACGACGGCGCCGCCAUCGCCCACGCCGUGCUUGACCACGUGGUCCGCGAGACUAAAUGUCUGACACUGUUCAUCACCCACUACCAGAACCUCGCAAAGGUCACCCAGGGCUACGGCGGCCUCGUGAGGAACGUCCACAUGCGCUUCACCGCCACUAAGCCCAACACCGCCGCCGGGAACGGUGACGGGUCCGACAGCGGGGCCGACGAUGGGCCGGAUGCUGAUGAGGACAUCACGUUUUUGUACGAGGUUGCUGAAGGUGUUGCGCAUCGGUCCUAUGGGCUGAACGUCGCAAGGCUGGCCAGGAUCCCGAAGAAGGUGCUGGAGGUGGCCGCCAAGAAAUCGAGAGAUCUGGAGGACGAGAUCAAGUCGAGAAGGCUACGCGGCGUCGUGUCUCUAAUGAGUGACGUGCUGGGUGGGAAUGUGAACAAUCAGGUCAUUGACCAAUUGAUCUCUGGUGUAGAACAGCUAUAGCUUACAAUAAUGGCCAGGAACGCCCAUGUGUGCAAGUUGUUAUCGCUUCAAGCAAGGUUUGCGACCACGAACCUGAAAGUCAC
Molecule: messenger RNA, 3578 nt
Organism: Diaporthe batatas
Lineage: Eukaryota; Fungi; Ascomycota; Sordariomycetes; Diaporthales; Diaporthaceae
Product: mismatch repair protein MSH3
Exons: 2
Coding region: 73-3495 (1140 amino acids)
Biological process (GO): mitotic recombination; mismatch repair
Cellular component (GO): nucleus
Molecular function (GO): mismatched DNA binding; ATP-dependent DNA damage sensor activity; ATP binding
Source: RefSeq, a predicted model, not a curated record